AUGUACAUUCACCCUAUCUAUGGCAAUACUAGAUUCUUGUUUCAAUUCCUUUUUUUUCUUCUUCUUCUUCUUCUUCUUCUUCUUCUUCUUCUUCUUCUUCUUCUUUCAUCUUAUUCCCUCUCUCUUUCUCUCUUUUAUACCUUAUCACACUUACACUUUUCUCUCCUUUUUCUUUUCCUUUCUCUUCCCCUCUCCCUCUUUCACUUCAUCUCUCUCUUACACACUACCACUCUAACACUUUUCUUUUCCUUAUUUUUCUUCCUCUCCUUUUCUCUCUUUCCCACCUCUUUGUCUCUAUCUCUCACACGCUAUCACUCUUAUACUUUUCUUUUCAUUCCUUUUAUUCCUCUCUUUCUCUACCUUCUUCCCCCACUCUCUCUCUCUUUCUCUCUCUCUCUCUCUUUUACACACUAUAACUCUUACACCUGCCUUUCUUUUCCCCUCUCUUUUUCUCUCUUUCUCCCGUCUUUCUUUCUCUCGAUUCCUUGCACAUUAUCACUCUUACAGUUUUCUUUCUCUCCUUCUAACGCUGUUUCUUUUUCUCCCCACUCUCUCUUUCUUCCUCUCCCUCUUCCUCUCUCUAUCACUCUUACUUUUUUCUUUUUCUUCUUUUAUUUUGUUUCAUUUUCUCUCUUUUUUCCUUCACUUUUUCUCUCUAUAUCUCUUACACACUUUCUAUCCGUUCUUUUUUGCUCUCUCUCUCUCUCUCUCUUUCUCUCUCUAGCUCUCUCUUUCUCUUUCUAUCUGUCACAAACUACUACUAUUACACUUUUUCCGUCUGUUUAUUACUCUGAUGGUUUAUUCUUUCUGAUUGUUUUUUUUUACUAA
This is a messenger RNA of Acanthosepion pharaonis, 828 nucleotides long. The record is from the annotation of a GenBank genome assembly. NCBI's taxonomy places the organism in Eukaryota, Metazoa, Mollusca, Cephalopoda, Sepiida, Sepiidae.